Oncorhynchus keta (chum salmon) is the source of this 2623-nucleotide messenger RNA. Its product is annotated as monocyte to macrophage differentiation factor. NCBI's taxonomy places the organism in Eukaryota, Metazoa, Chordata, Actinopteri, Salmoniformes, Salmonidae. The record is from RefSeq and is a predicted model, not a curated record. The transcript has 7 exons. Gene Ontology annotation, cellular component: membrane. The coding region runs from base 435 to 1154 and encodes 239 amino acids. Gene Ontology annotation, molecular function: pore-forming activity.
AUGAUGUCCCACACUUUUAGUGCUAUUAUUGGUUCAAGCAUCCGUCAUUCAAAAUCUCUUUGCAUGAAUUUAAUACAUUUUAAUCGUGAAAAAGGGAACAACGCCGGUGUCUACAAGGGGACACAAGUGUUAGGAGGAUAUGUCUUUGCUAAAUGAUUGUAUUAAUGUAAUCGAUUGAAGCUAGUUUAUAUUUGCAGCACAAUGGUAUUAAGGAAAAUACUAAAAUAGUGUAUCGAUUUGGACUGGGGGUAUCCUAUUGUGUGUACAGAUUACUGAUUAGUUGAUGACGUUAGCUGGGCCUUCAAUUUCUCUUGUUUUGGCUAGUUUUCUAAUUUCCCAUUUGGCUAGUUUGCGGAUUUCCUAUUUGACUGUAGCUCGCUAGCUUAAUCUUGCUUCGUGACUUCCUCCCUUCGUUUUGCGUGAAGGCAUUUGAAAUGAAGAGAGUGAACAGCCUUCAAAGGUUCAUGAACAGACGGGCCUCUGCUAAUUGCCGCUACCAGCCCACCUGCUAUGAGCAUGCUGCAAACUGCUAUACUCACGCGCUACUCAUCGUACCAGCCAUUGUGGGCAUGGCCCUGCUGCACCGUCUCUCAGACGACCGCUGGGAGAAGAUCACAGCCUGGGUGUACGGCAUGGGCCUGUGUGCCCUCUUCCUGGUCUCCACUGUGUUCCACAUCAUCACCUGGAAGAAGAGUCACAUGAGGUCUGUGGAGCACUGCUUUCAUAUGUGUGAUAGAGUGGUCAUCUAUUUCUUCAUCGCUGCCUCCUACACACCAUGGUUGAAUCUUCGUGAGCUUGGCCCACUCGCAGUUCACAUGCGUUGGUUUGUAUGGCUAAUGGCUGCGGCAGGAACGAUAUACGUCUUCAACUACCACGAAAAGUAUAAAGUUGUUGAGCUCGCCUUCUAUUUGACUAUGGGUUUUUUCCCUGCGUUGGUUGUGACAUCAAUGAACAACACUGAUGGACUGUACGAGUUGGCCUGUGGGGGACUCAUCUAUUGCCUGGGUGUGAUCUUCUUCAAGUCGGACGGGGUCAUCCCGUUUGCCCAUGCCAUCUGGCACGUGUUUGUGGCGCUGGCUGCAGCCGUGCACUACUACGCUAUCUGGAAGUACCUCUACAGGAGUCCCCCUGCUAAUACUAUUCGGGAUGCCUGACCCCCACCGCAUCAAGUAGGCUAACUGAAAACACAUUGCCCUCCAGUGCCUCUCGACAUAGGCACCAUCAAAUAAAGACUCCCACAACUGCCCACCGAGGAUGCAACCACAGCCGGAAAGUUUACGAAAAUGACCAUGCAUUGUUUACUGUUUUCAGGUAGGGAACAGUUUUUCUGUUUUAUCUUUGACUGUACAAACAUUGAACAAAGGUUAUUUGUAAUUCUGUUUUUGUACAACUGUUAUUCAGUUGGAACCCCCAAAACAACUAAAAUGAUCAACUUUUGACUUCCAUUUGGGAAUUGUUCUCAUCUUCUACACAUAAUGAUACGUUGGGCUGAGUUGAUAUCAGUGCUUUGUAUCACUUCACAUUCCAUACUUAGUAUCAUCUGUCAUUUGUAGGGAUUUUGUCAGUCAUCUUAUUGAUUGGAAUGCAGUUGGGAAGGACAUUCAAUAGAGUUGGGCUUUUCACUCUGAGGUAAAUGUGCACGGUACACAUUGGACACACAAUGUCUGAAUCAGUAUUUAUCAGUAUCUAAGUGCAGUCUUAUUUUUCAGAAGCACUUUUGUAUGAUAAGAACCAUUGGAUAUGAUGUUUAAUAAGUACUCUGAUUUGUGUAAUUGUAUUCUUUCCCACAAAUAUGGAGCCUUCAGAAGGUGAGUAUUUGAGUUGGUAUAGCUUUUAAAAAGGGUCUCUGUGAUUGGACUGAACUUCCAGAAAGAUACAAUAUCUACAGUACAUCUGAGAUGUCCUGUACUUCUGCACAUAUCACUGCUGCCACUUUAAUGGUAUAGUAGAUAGUUCCAUUAUAUCACACACUUCCUGAUUUAAAAACUCUCCUUACAUCCUAAAUUACCCUUCUGUUCUUUGUAUUAAUUUGAACCUGUUAUGUGUUUUUGGAUCUUCAAUGGUACUCUGUUCCCUACCUUUCUUUUGAGGAGUAAUUGCCAUUUCAGUUGAGAAACUAUGAAGACCAGUACCAUUAUACUAUGAAGUUGAAUUGAUUGAGAAACGUGUCAUGUACAACAACCCUAUAAUGAUUUUUAAUGGUUGGUAGAUUUAUCCAUUUUUAGCUUUCUCACUUGUUUCUCAAAUUGCCAGAGACAGUUUUUGGAACAGGUGUUCACAAAUGUUCCUUGUGUAAAACACUGUACAGCCCUUGGUGAGCCUUUUGUUUUCCCCUCCCUGACAUUUUGUGAGCUAUGCUAAGUGGAGAAAUCAGAUGAUUUCUGUUAUGGAUUGUAGCCAUUCUGAAAUGUCUUGCUCCCUUUACCACAAUGUUUUGUAAUAUUUGUAUAUUCUGUUUUGGCACAUGAUCCUGUACUGGCCUUUUUAGGGAAAACAUCUGCUUCUUAUUAACUCUCUACUUUAUCCAUUGGGUGUAUUGGUGCUGUACAUAUAGAAAACAAUGUUCACUCUGUAAGAAAUAGGUUACUAAUGUGUUGAUGAAAAAUAAAUGCCCUCAACAUUG